UGACACACUGUUGGACACAUCAGUGCACCGCCUUCCCAUCCAGCCAUGCUGCACUUUCUCUGGGACAGCAUCUCCUUCCCUACACUCCUCAUCUUCCUCAUUGUCUUCCUGUUUGUCGCUGACUACAUGAAGAACAGAAACCCAAAGAAUUUCCCUCCCACCCCUUUACGCCUUCCCUUUAUAGGGCAUCUUUACUUGAUGGACUUCAAAGAUCCCAUAGGUGCAGUGAUGAAGUACACUAAAAAAUACGGUGACAUCUUUGGCAUGUCCAUGGGCAGCAUGAAGCUUGUGGUAGUAAACAGGAUGAAGCUGCUGAAGGAUGUGCUUGUAAACCAAGGGGAGAACUUCCUUGAGCGCCCAGAAAUGCCUAUGGAGAUGUUCAGCAAAAUAGGUGAGUGA
Molecule: messenger RNA, 399 nt
Organism: Empidonax traillii (willow flycatcher)
Lineage: Eukaryota; Metazoa; Chordata; Aves; Passeriformes; Tyrannidae
Product: cytochrome P450 2J2-like
Exons: 2
Coding region: 46-399 (117 amino acids)
Molecular function (GO): oxidoreductase activity, acting on paired donors, with incorporation or reduction of molecular oxygen; iron ion binding; heme binding
Source: RefSeq, a predicted model, not a curated record